AUACAAUGAACACAGCAGCAUCAUUUGUUAGAGACGGCAAUGGGUUUUACGUCAUAGUCCACCAUUGCUUCUUCUCUCUCUUCCCUAUCUCUCUUUCUCUGUUCAUACUGUGUUUGAUUAUUGCUAGUAGUAUUAAUCAACAAACUUGAUUGUUAUCUUCCAUUUUGCUACCAUAUAUUGUGACAUAAGACAAUUCUCAAGUGUCAAAUUGGUUUUGCUUCUGUUUAUUAUUACUACUAUUGUUUUUCCAUAGCCGCCUUUGUGUUUCUCUUGCUCUUUCAGCUCCUGGUUUAUUCUCUUGCAAUACCCAGAUCACAAGAUAUCAUCUUUCUCAAGUUCAUAGUUAUUGCCUCAUCUUCAUGGUUGCCCAAUUUGGAGAAUUGGGCUAACAGCUUUGGUUGUUUGCUGGGGUUAUUUCAGACAAGGUUUGUUUUGUCAAGUGUUUUGGUACUUUGGAAGCACAAGUGUGUAUUGAGAUAUCAGUUGAGUGCAAGGUGAACAGAGUUUCAUCGGAUCUUCGAGCAGAGGUAUGUUUACUUUGUCUCGAAGUGAGUGCUAACAUCGGUGUCAACAAGUAUCCAAAUAUAGCCGAAGUAGUUUGGGUGUUAAGUUCGAGGUGAUCAAGGUUUCAUGUUUAAGGCUUGAAUUGUGAUGCUUGAUCAGAACUAUGCUGGUUUUGUUUGGUAGUUCUAUUAUUCACCUGGUUGCUUCUAUAUUACAAGGAAAUGCUUCCCUUCUGUAUUAGGGCACAUAACUGCAAUUAAGAAUGGCUAUCACUGUUUUAUACUUGGUGAUAUUGCUGCAAUUGUCAACAUUUUUGGGGUCUUCAGUUGUGUUACAGUCAAAGGAGUGUGGGACUGAUUGGUUAGCUCAUUCAUAUUCUAGUCAUGGUCAGGAACUGUUCUACAUAAAUGGGAAUGUGGUAAACCAAGUUUCUUUCUGUGAGGCUCUCCAAUUGUAUAUUGCAAACGGCUGUGAUGUGAAGGACUACUUUGGAAGUAGCGGUUGUGCGGUCGGAGGCUCUUUCGUGAAUUUUCCUUCAAAAGCUGGGAGGAAACUCUUGCAGAAGGACUCAAGCAAAGAAUCCACAUCACAAGGAGAUUCUAAGGCUCUACCAACCAACAAAGUUGGUAUUUUUGCAGGUGGAGCUUUGUUGGCAUGUUGUGCUGUUCUUUGUCCUUGUUUCUAUGGGAAGAAACGGAAAGCUACCGCUCAUGCUGUUCUGGCGAAGGACCCAAUUUCAAUGGAUUCAGCUACCUCCUUUGACGCCUCCGUUUCUGCCUCCGUUUCGGGCAAGAUCCCAGCGAGUCCACUUCGGGUGCCAUCAAGUCCAUCAAGAUUUUCAAUGUCUCCAAAGCUCAGUAGACUUCAUACAUUAAAUCUCAACCUGAGUCAGGUUGUAAGAGCUACCCGUAAUUUCUCAGAAACAUUACAAAUAGGACAAGGAGGUUUUGGAACUGUCUACAAGGCUAAUUUAGAAGAUGGCCUGGUCGUGGCUGUAAAGCGUGCGAAAAGGGAGCAUUUUGAGAGCUUGAGAACAGAGUUCAGCAGUGAAGUUGAACUUCUGGCCAAAAUUGAUCAUCGAAACUUGGUGAAGCUACUAGGUUUUAUUGACAAAGGAAAUGAACGCAUUCUUAUAACAGAGUAUGUACCUAACGGUACUCUUCGAGAACACUUGGAUGGCCUGCGUGGGAAAAUCCUGGACUUCAAUCAGCGCCUCGAAAUUGCAAUUGAUGUUGCUCAUGGAUUGACCUACUUGCACCUGUAUGCAGAAAAGCAAAUUAUCCACCGAGAUGUGAAAUCAUCCAACAUUCUUCUCACAGAAAGCAUGCGAGCUAAAGUUGCAGACUUUGGAUUUGCAAGGCUUGGUCCAGUGAACGGUGACCAAACACAUAUUUCUACCAAAGUGAAGGGAACAGUUGGUUAUUUGGACCCUGAGUAUAUGAAAACAUACCAACUCACUCCCAAAAGUGAUGUUUACUCAUUUGGAAUUUUGCUUUUAGAGAUACUGACAGGCCGCCGUCCUGUGGAGUUGAAGAAAGCUGCUGAUGAGCGGGUUACACUAAGAUGGGCCUUCAGGAAGUAUAAUGAAGGAAGUGUGGUGGAACUGAUGGAUCCUUUAAUGGAAGAAGCUGUGAACGCAGAUGUUCUCAUGAAGAUGCUUGAUUUGUCAUUUCAAUGUGCAGCACCCAUUCGAACAGAUCGACCUAACAUGAAAUCAGUGGGUGAGCAAUUGUGGGCAAUAAGGGCAGAUUAUCUCAAGAGUGCAAGGAGAGAAUGAUUGGUGAAAGUUUGAAGAUGUUGAUGAUGCCAUUGUGGAUUAGUGCCUUUUGUAUUAUUUGAAAAUCUCUGUUUCUUUAUCCAAAAAGUGUUUCUGGCAUUGUGAAAUGUUUAUGUUUAUUUUGGUUUCUAGUCUAGAUGACUUCAUUUAUUUGACAAUAAACUCCAGAAGUCAUAUGUGAAGUUUGGAUUGUGGAAAGACUAUUUGGUCAGUAGCAACCAA
This is a messenger RNA of Lotus japonicus, 2503 nucleotides long. Its product is annotated as calmodulin-binding receptor-like cytoplasmic kinase 3. The record is from RefSeq and is a predicted model, not a curated record. Gene Ontology annotation, biological process: protein phosphorylation. The coding region runs from base 767 to 2281 and encodes 504 amino acids. The transcript is spliced from 7 exons. Gene Ontology annotation, molecular function: ATP binding; protein kinase activity. Lineage: Eukaryota; Viridiplantae; Streptophyta; Magnoliopsida; Fabales; Fabaceae.